Molecule: messenger RNA, 1433 nt
Organism: Silurus meridionalis
Lineage: Eukaryota; Metazoa; Chordata; Actinopteri; Siluriformes; Siluridae
Gene: mcur1
Product: mitochondrial calcium uniporter regulator 1
Exons: 10
Coding region: 104-1066 (320 amino acids)
Biological process (GO): positive regulation of mitochondrial calcium ion concentration; calcium import into the mitochondrion
Cellular component (GO): mitochondrion; mitochondrial inner membrane
Source: RefSeq, a predicted model, not a curated record
GACGUCAGUGUAUCCGGAAGUUGUAACCUUUCGAAUGCAGAAGAAGUUUCAAGAGGAUUUUAAUUAGUAAAAAAAAAUUACCAUUAAAUAAAACCACGUAAAAAUGUUUCUGGUGCGUUAUAAUAACGCGAAUGUUUUGGAAAGUUUUCAGGGCACGAGUAAAACUCCGUAUUCCUGUUUUGACUUUGAUAGACGAGUAAACAGUAGACACAUGACACGGUUACUCCGGGUUGUGACUCUCAGAGCAAAUUGCUGGCGAUUGUGUCCUGCUUUUCACAAAAUCUUUACACCGAGGCUGGAAAAGAGGAAAACUCUGCACACUGCUUUUCGACAUCCAUUUACUAAAUGUGGGAGUGAGACUGGCUCGCUUUGGAAAGGUGUACGAUGCUCACUGGUCAGAGAGUUGAGCACCUCUAUGAAAGUGAUGCAGUAUGAUCUAACUAGAUCAGACCUUGUAAAAUCUGGCCACAGCAAGCUUCUCUUCGAUACACAUGCAAUGAUUCAAGUUCUGGAAGCAAACGGGUUCACACUUCAGCAGGCUGAAAUGUUUGUAAAAGUGCUCCUUAAUACAACCAACACCAACAUGGACAUAAUGUAUAGUGAUAUGGUCACCAAGACUCAGCAAGAGAUCAUGCUACAGAAGGUUAUGUCUCAAAUUGCAGCAGUCAAAAAGGACAUGAUCAUUUUGGAGAAAAGUGAAUUUUCUGCUUUACUGGCAGAAAAUGAAAGAAUGAAAGUAGAGCUUGCACAGGUCAACAUACAACUUUCUGAUAUGGUGAAUAAAGUCUGCUUAAGCAACAAGCUCAGCGUGAACAUGGAAAAGAACCAGGUGAAAGAAAUGAAAGCAGAGCACGAAAAGAAGAUUUUGGAGGCCAGACACCAAAUGAUGGAAAUGCUUUCUGACCAGGACCGCCAUGUGACACAGAGUAAUAUGAAAAUCGACACCGAAGUGGCUGGCCUGAAGACCAUGCUGGAAUCUCACAAACUGGACAGUAUUAAAUAUUUAGCAGGGUCGGUGUUCACUUGUCUCACAGUAGUACUGGGGUUCUUUCGAAUAUGGAUGUGAAUGCAAAGAAAUUUCCACACACCCAUUCCAUGCGCUCCAGGUGAAGAAAUCCGAUGCUGCUCAAAACACGUUUUCCUUUUGUAACUGCAGUGUAUUUGUGCAGGCACUGAUGACUUUAUUAUCUGCAAUGCACUUCAUGUGAGGGACUAUAUGUUCUGUAAUAGAAACACAGACUGUGGCCUGCUGUCUAUUGACUGAAAUGUAAAAAGGUGACUAAGAUGUAAAGCUGUUACAGGGCACUACUAAUGCUAUCUGGCUUAUGUGACCAAAGGCAAGCAAUUUUUGGAUUUUGUAUGAUUUCUAUAAGGGUUAUUUAUCCAAAAGCCUUGACCUAAGGGGACACAUAUUAAAAUGUUAUUUCAGUUGA